This is a messenger RNA of Notothenia coriiceps (black rockcod), 2101 nucleotides long. RefSeq names its product coiled-coil domain containing 47 (gene ccdc47). Gene Ontology annotation, molecular function: calcium ion binding. Gene Ontology annotation, biological process: endoplasmic reticulum calcium ion homeostasis. Lineage: Eukaryota; Metazoa; Chordata; Actinopteri; Perciformes; Nototheniidae. Bases 131 to 1603 code for a protein of 490 amino acids. The record is from RefSeq and is a predicted model, not a curated record. Gene Ontology annotation, cellular component: endoplasmic reticulum. The transcript is spliced from 13 exons.
UCUGAAGGUCCGGUCUUGUGUCGAGUAUUCUCCCAUUGCUUCAGGCGUAACAUCACUACAAGGACAGUUCAGGCUACUUGAGCUCAACCAGCGAUACGGUUAUUGUCACAGUAAUUCUCCAGGUCCCACCAUGCGAAGCGCGUGUCUCCUCAUGAUACCGGCGCUCCUGCUCCUCUUGGCGCUUCCACUCUCCAGAGGACGCUACAAUGAUGACUUUGACGAUGGUGAGGACCUAGCAGACUUUGAUGACAAUGACUUCGCUGAGUUUGAGGACAUGAACGAAGAUCAAGCUGCGGAGGCAGAAACUGCCCCCCCGCCUCGCGCCUCGCCGUCCUCACAGCCUGAAGAGGACGAAGAUGAAGAUGAAGCCACUGUGGAGCUGGAGGAUGGCAUGGAUGGGUUUGACGACUCAGAGACACAGGAUCAAGACAUGUACAGCAAGUAUGACCAGGAGGAGUUUGAGGGGAUUGGAGACAUGGAGAAGCCAGGCCACUCCAUGAAGGACCCCCUCAUAAUCCACACUGUUCCUGCACAUCUGCAGAACAGCUGGGAGAGUUACUACAUGGAGAUCCUGAUGGUCACCGGCCUGUUGGCCUACAUCAUGAACUACAUCAUUGGCAAGAACAAGAACAGCCGCCUGGCUCAGUCCUGGUUCAACUCUCACAAGGAGCUGCUGGAGAGCAACUUUGCAUUAGUGGGUGAUGACGGCACCAGUAAAGAUGCAGUCAGCACUGGAAAGCUGAAUCAGGAAAAUGAGCACAUCUACAACCUGUGGUGCUCGGGGCGUGUGUGCUGCGAGGGCAUGCUGAUCCAACUCAAGUUUCUGAAGAGGCAGGACCUGCUCAACGUGCUGGCCAGGAUGAUGAGGCCUGCCGGGGAUCAAGUGCAAAUAAAAGUGACUCUAAAUGAAGAGGACAUGGACACGUUUGUGUUUGCUGUUGGCACCAAGAAGUCGAUGGCCAAGCUUCAGAAGGAGAUGCAGGACUUGAGUGAGUUCUGCGGUGACAAGCCCAAGUCUGGAGCGAAGUAUGGGCUCCCAGAAUCCCUGACUAUUCUCAGUGAGAUGGGCGAGGUCACAGAUGGCGUGAUGGACAACAAGAUGGUGCAUUAUAUCACCAAUAAUGCUGACAAGAUCGAGUCCAUCCAUUUCUCGGACCAAUUUUCUGGUCCAAAAGUUAUGCAAGAGGAGGGUCAGCCCUUAAAGCUGCCUGACACUAAGAAGUCACUUAUGUUUACAUUUAAUGUGCCUGGCAUGGGCAACACCUCUCCCAAAGACAUGGACGCUCUGCUCCCUCUGAUGAACAUGGUGAUCUACAGCAUCGACAAGGUCAAGAAGCUGCGUCUCAAUAGAGAGGGCAAAAUAAAGGCUGACAGAAACCGUGCCCGUGUGGAGGAGAACUUCCUGAAGCAGACUCACGCUCAGCGGCAGGAGGCAGCGCAGACUCGCCGGGAGGAGAAGAAGAGAGCCGAGAAGGAGAGGAUCAUGGCCGAGGAGGACCCUGAGAGACAACGUCGACUGGAGGAAGCAGCCCAGCGACGUGACCAGAAGAAGAUUGAGAAGAAGCAGAUGAAGAUGAAGCAAAUCAAAGUGAAAGCCAUGUGAAACCCCAGCCCAGGGAUACAAGCACACCUGAAACAGUGCUCCGCUUCUUUCGAGUCACCACGGUCUGCAGCUCUGGCACCAAACAGACAUCCUGUGCCUCCGGGUGUGUCAAGCUCUGCUGUCUCUGUCCCCACCUGCGCCAUUUGGUGUGGCUAAACCCAAAUGACUGAGAGUGAACUGUCCAUGUCAAGUGAGAGGGACUUUUUCAUCAUCGCAUCACCAUGUUUCACCCCUUUUUUUGGUCUAAUUUUGUUGUCUGUUUGCAAGCUGUGUCGCUCUGGGAACUUCUUUUUUAACUUCAUCUGCUGGGAAGGAACAAACUAUUUGGUGGUUACUUGAGCCACAUUCUAAAAGGAAAUUUAAUAGCAUUAAUAUAAUCUUAGAUGAGACUAUCAAUAAAAAAUGUAAUUUAUAUCUGCUAUGAGCUUGGUUUCUUGCAGGCUGUUUCUGAUGAAUAUCUGAGCAAACAUAAUAAAAUGCACUGGAGUCUGUUGGAAA